AUGUCGAAUCUUCUCUGCGAUAUCUGCAGCGCGAUUUUCAAAGGGCCUAAACCCGAGCGAUCUCGCGCUGGUGAAGCCCCAGCUGUAUUCGAUCACCUGAAAUCUCUUGAACAACUCCAGAGUGGGAUUUGUACCGGAUGUGUUGUUUGUACCGGGCUUGCUCGGCGUGUGGCGUCGAAAUCCACUGGACUAGAGACUCUAGACUCAUUUACAUCUGGUUAUCUUUUCUUUGACUUUGGUCACCCCGGCCACAUCACAUUUCUCUUGACUUGGAAAAUUGAUGGUAAAGUGGAAAAUGGCGUUCUAGAUUUCAAUCUACUUCCACUUAGUUCAGAGUCCGUCUCUGGAGGAUAUGUCACUCUCAGCCAUCGCUGGGGUUCGUCCCCGUUUCUACAGCUCAACUUAGAGACUAUGAACGCCCUGACAGCGGGCAUACCGAUUCACGAGCUACCGGCCACGUUCCAAGAUGCCAUCUACAUUGCACAGCAGUUAGACUCUAGGGAAGACUGGAUCAGAGAGGCGCCCACUAUGCGGAAUGUCUAUGGCUUCGCUGUUGUUAACAUAGUGGCGGGUCACUCCGAUGGCCCUCAAGAUGGACUCUUCCCUCCACGGAACUUAGCUUCAGUUGAAUCAGUUGUAGUCCAAUCGAAAUGGGACAAUCAGAUCAAGACAAACUAUCUUCUUUGGGAUGAGUCGGCUCUGCAAGACGACUUUGAAUCCGCUCCUCUGACCCAACGCGGCUGGGUUUUUCAAGAACGACUUUUGGCGCCUCGCAUCUUGCAAUUCGGCAAGAGGCAAGUGUACUGGAGAUGCUCAGAGCUAUUUGCGAGCGAGGCCUGGCCCCAAGGUGUUCGCUCUGCAACAGGCAAGGCCCUUAGAUUGGGCACCGACCUGGAUGCGUUGGAUGAGAAGGCUUGCAUGGAGAUCCCGCCAAUUUCGAAAUGGAGACAGUUGGCGGCCAACACUGUGUCACAGGAGCCAGUUGCGAUAUGGGAACGCCUUGUUGCUCAAUAUUCCCGCACCAAGCUUACCUUUGGCGAUGACAAGCUGGUUGCUCUCUCUGGAGUGGCCAAAUUGUUCCAACAGACGUUUAAAGAUCGUUAUCUCGCUGGUGUAUGGUGGUCACCGUCUGCAAGGCUUCUUUGCUGGAGUCGAGAUGAUCGUCGGGAAACGGGAGUAGUGACUCGACCUGAUUACCGUGCACCAUCGUGGUCAUGGGCGUCAAUUGAUGGGCUCAUCGAUUUCACAGCUCGAAUUCCGGCGAUAGAUUGUCCUCUGCUCUUGGAGGAGUACUUGGCCGAAGUAAUAAACGCAAGUGUUGUGCCACUCGGGAACGAUGAGAUGGCCCAAGUUCAAGGCGGACAAAUGACGGUGAAAUCAGGACUACAUUCUUUCAAAGUCAUAUCGCAACAAGAAAGUCAGUUGACAUUUGAGAUGGAUGGAAAGGUCAUAAAAGGUGAAGAGGGCACAUUUGUUCUUGACACAGCACUCCAGGAUGAGCUCAAAUACCAACAACUGUGGAUUAUGCCGACCAUGCUUGUAGUGCAAGGGAUGCCGGGGGGACCGUGGAGUAGCGCAGAAGGGAUGGUUUUGAAGAAAAGCGAAACACAGGGAGGGGCUGGUGCUGGUGAUACUUACGAACGUAUAGGCUACCUUUUCGCGCCUCCUGUUAAAGGCGACAGGGGAGUUGAGCUUUUCGGGCUGCAUGUAGAGACAAUUGAUGGGGAUUCUGAAACAGGUAGCACGCUGAGAAUUCGGCGAGAGACUGGACUAUUGCAGACAGUGACAAUAGUUUAA
Fusarium vanettenii 77-13-4 is the source of this 1797-nucleotide messenger RNA. RefSeq lists its product as uncharacterized. The transcript has 3 exons. Lineage: Eukaryota; Fungi; Ascomycota; Sordariomycetes; Hypocreales; Nectriaceae. The record is from RefSeq and is a predicted model, not a curated record. The coding region runs from base 1 to 1797 and encodes 598 amino acids.